CCCACAACCUGGUAAAAACACAGUUUAUGAUUGGACAAUAACGAGUCACGUGUGUGUUACUUUGCUGCAGACAUGGCUGCCUCUCUGGAGGGGAGUCAGGCAGGUCAUCUGGAUUGUAUUCUGGAGCCUCUGUCCUUUCCUGAGCAGCUCGCCUCCAGCUCUUACGACGCUAAUAAAAUGGUCACCUGUUUAAUUUGCUCAGAGUCUUCACCAUUAUCAGAGAAGAAUGCACUUCUUAAACAUCUCGUCCUCGAACAUAAAGUUGUAAUAGCUGAUGUUAGACUCAUUGCAGACUUCUCACGCUAUAUGCUUUACUGGAGGAAACGAUUUUCAGAGAGUCCCAUUACAGAUUUUUGUAGUGUGAUCAAGACCAAUUCCACGGGUCCUGUAGACCAACAGGAAGAAUACUACCUCCUUUGUGAUGCUCUGCCAGAGGAUAGAAUUCUCAGGGAGCAGCUUCAGCAAAGACGGCUGGAGGAGGUGCUUGAACAGCAGCAGAAGGAAAGAGAUGAUUGUAACUUUCAUCGUGUCUGCAUGUUCUGCAGUGAAGAAUUCACAGGAAAUAGGUCCACUCUGCUCAACCACAUGGCCAAAGAGCACUCUUUCAGUGUGGGCUUGCCUGACAACAUUGUGUACUGCACAGAGCUCCUUGACACGUUGGAAAGGAAACUUGACAAUUUGCAGUGUCUGUACUGUGAGAAAACCUUUCGAGACAAGACCACCUUGAAAGACCACAUGAGGAAGAAACAACACCGUAGGAUUAGUGCAAGCAAUAACGACUACGACCGAUUCUACAUCAUCAAUUACCUGGAACUUGGAAAAACAUGGGAGGAAGUACAGUCUGAAGAUGACCGUGAAAUCUUAGCAGAAAAUGACGAUGACUGGUCGGACUGGCAGGCUCAUCCAGUUUGUGCCGUGUGUCUAUUCUGUGAGCAGCAGUCAGAAACCAUGGAGAAGACCUACACACACAUGCAGGAAGCACAUGGAUUCAAUCUGCAUCAACUUAAAAUGCAACUCAAUUUGACAUUUUACCAGCAGGUAAAACUGGUCAACUUCAUCCGCCGUGAAAUCCAUCAGUGCCGAUGCUAUGCCUGUCAGGAGAAAUGUAGCUCCAAAGCUGAUGUUCUUCUCCACAUAGCAGAUGCUGGUCAUAUCAUGGCCCUCCCAGAGAGGUCCACUUGGGAUCAACCUCAGUAUUACUUCCCCACCUAUGAGAAUGAUGCUCUUCUCUGUGCCUUAACCGACAGUGAUGAUGAAUCGGAGGAAGCAGAUCAUAGAGGGGGCAUCCCGGUUAUAGCUGAAGAUAUUUCCAACUUGGAGACCUUGAAACAAAGCAGUGUGCUGAAACACUUGCUGAAAGAUAGGAAUGGUCCCUGUUAGGCCUUAGGCCACUGACCUGGUCUCAAAAGAGGGCUCUACCUCUUAAAAUCUGUUUCAUAUGUUCUAUUGUAUUUUUG
Messenger RNA from Alosa alosa (allis shad), 1457 nucleotides. RefSeq names its product zinc finger protein 277 (gene znf277). The coding region runs from base 73 to 1380 and encodes 435 amino acids. Lineage: Eukaryota; Metazoa; Chordata; Actinopteri; Clupeiformes; Clupeidae. The transcript has 12 exons. The record is from RefSeq and is a predicted model, not a curated record.